Messenger RNA from Ostreobium quekettii, 972 nucleotides. Lineage: Eukaryota; Viridiplantae; Chlorophyta; Ulvophyceae; Bryopsidales; Ostreobiaceae. The record is from the annotation of a GenBank genome assembly.
AUGGAGUCUCCGAGCGGGUGGCUCGCCGCCUUCGCGGCGGUCGUUCUGGCGCUGCUUCUGGGCGGCCUGGGCGCCCUUUUGCUGGUGGCGGUGCGCAGCGGGCAGGAGCAGGCCAAGCGGGAAGAGGGGGGAGGGGAGGAUGUCCCCACGGAAGGCUCAGGUGGUGGAGGCGCGCGGGAGCGAGGGCGUGCAAACGCGGCACGAAGCCGUUUGCGUGAAAGGCUUCGACAGAGGAGGCAAAGGGCGCGGGAUGACAGUGAUGGUGAGCAGGAGGACGGCCAUGGCGAUGAUGGUGGAGAGCCCCAAGCGCGUGUACCCUCGACACGAGAAGAGAGGAUCGCUGAACGCCGAAGGGCAGAGCGAGAGGCGCGAGAGGAAGAACGCGAAGCAGAAAGAGUAGCAAGAGAGACAAAAGAGCAAAAACGCAGUGCUUAUGAGGAACGCCGGGCUCAACGGGAGGAAGAAGCAGAGGAGCGAGAAAGGUUAGAAGAGGAGGAAAGGCAAAGAGCGGCAGAAGAGAGGAGAAAACGAGACGAAGAGGAGGCAGCAAAGUGGUCAGAGUUCAUUUCCAUUGAGAAGGCUGGAGAGGCAAUGGGCCAGGAAGAGGAGGGUCUGUUGGCCAAGUUUGUGGAAACCAUCAAGGAACGGAAGACUGUCGUGUUGGAGGAGCUUGCUUUAGAGUUCCAGAUGCGCACCCAAGAGGUCAUCCAACGUGUGCAGGAUUUGGAGAAGAUGGGCAGGAUAACUGGAGUGAUGGACGACAGGGGAAAGUUCAUUUACAUUUCCCGGGAAGAGAUGCAGAGCGUGGCCAACUUCAUCAAGUCAAAGGGACGUGUUGCCAUAUCGGAACUGGCUCGCCGGAGCAAUGCCUUCAUCGACUUGGAGACGAAAGCGGCGCAGGGGACAACAGGCGUGGAACUGGACUUGCAGGAGCUGUGUGGCGACCCUGGGAGUGUGCAAGUGGCAGCAUGA